CAUGUGCUCUGCAUGGACGUUACUGAUACUCUCUUUAGCUUGAUUUUCGACAAGCAGGCAAGAUGUCCAGCACACCACAUGACCCCUUCUAUUCUUCUCCUUUCGGCCCAUUUUAUAGGAGACAUACACCAUACAUGGUACAGCCAGAGUACCGAAUCUAUGAGAUGAACAAGAGACUGCAGUCUCGCACAGAGGAUAGUGACAACCUCUGGUGGGACGCGUUUGCCACUGAAUUUUUUGAAGAUGACGCCACAUUAACCCUUUCAUUUUGUUUGGAAGAUGGACCAAAGCGAUACACUAUCGGCAGGACCCUCAUCCCUCGUUACUUUAGCACUGUGUUUGAAGGAGGGGUGACCGACCUGUAUUACAUUCUCAAACACUCGAAAGAGUCAUACCACAACUCAUCCAUCACGGUGGACUGCGACCAGUGUGCCAUGGUCACCCAGCACGGGAAGCCCAUGUUUACCAAGGUAUGUACAGAAGGCAGACUGAUCUUGGAGUUCACCUUUGACGAUCUCAUGAGAAUAAAGACAUGGCACUUUACCAUUAGACAAUACAGAGAGUUAGUUCCGAGAAGCAUUCUAGCCAUGCAUGCACAAGAUCCUCAGGUCCUGGAUCAGCUGUCCAAAAACAUCACGAGGAUGGGACUAACAAACUUCACCCUCAACUACCUCAGGUUGUGUGUAAUACUGGAGCCAAUGCAGGAACUGAUGUCGAGACAUAAAACUUACAACCUCAGUCCCCGAGACUGCCUGAAAACCUGCUUGUUUCAGAAGUGGCAGCGGAUGGUGGCCCCGCCAGCAGAACCCACAAGGCAACCGACAACCAAACGGAGAAAAAGAAAAAAUUCCACCAGCAGCACUUCCAACAGCAGUGCUGGCAACAACGCAAACACUACUGGCAGCAAGAAGAAGAGCCCGGCUGCAAACCUGAGUCUGUCCAGUCAGGUACCUGAUGUGAUGGUGGUAGGAGAGCCAACUCUGAUGGGAGGUGAGUUUGGGGACGAGGAUGAAAGGCUAAUCACUAGAUUAGAAAACACGCAAUACGAUGCGGCCAACGGCAUGGACGACGAGGAUGACUUCAACAAUUCACCCGCCCUGGGGAACAACAGCCCGUGGAACAGUAAACCUCCUGCCACUCAAGAGACCAAAUCAGAAAACCCCCCACCCCAGGCUUCCCAAUAAGAUGAUCGACACCACUGUCAAUAGGCCCGUGGGUGAUAAUCACAAUUUCAGAUCUUUGCUUACAGGAGAGGAAAGAGGAUUUUCCAAGCAGAUAUCUAUUUCUAAACAACAAUGAUCUGAUUUUCUUUCUUGCGUUUUGUCUUUUUUAAUUGAGAAGAUCAUUCCAAGUAAGCUUCCAUGACCCUUCCUUGGAGGCCUUUACAGGUAAUGCAGAUACCGGCACUGAUCGUAAUUAAAACAAGAGAAAAUGCUAAUGCAUCUACUGGCACGGUUUUAACAAUGUGUUUGUGUUGAAUUUUCUUUUCAUGCAUCAGACC
Molecule: messenger RNA, 1501 nt
Organism: Cynocephalus volans (Philippine flying lemur)
Lineage: Eukaryota; Metazoa; Chordata; Mammalia; Dermoptera; Cynocephalidae
Gene: LDB2
Product: LIM domain binding 2
Exons: 8
Coding region: 63-1184 (373 amino acids)
Biological process (GO): negative regulation of transcription by RNA polymerase II; positive regulation of transcription by RNA polymerase II; nervous system development
Cellular component (GO): transcription regulator complex; nucleus
Molecular function (GO): LIM domain binding
Source: RefSeq, a predicted model, not a curated record